CCAAAAAAAAAAAAAAAAAAAUCAAAACAAAGUAUACUAUUAUCAAGUGGUACCCAUUAAACAAGUAUUGAUAUCGUUAUAAGGAUAGUCCGGUGUGGAAAUAGGUAUAGCAGGAAUAUCAAGCGGUUUUGUUUUAAAAAUUUUGUGGGAAUUUAAUAUUUGUAUUAGUAGCCGCUUUAAAUUAUAAUUCAAUUAUCUUCAAACAAGGAUUCAGUCAAGUAUUACAAGUAUCAUGUAUCUUCCAUUUGCUAAUUACAAUAACAACCCCAACCAAAACGGGAACAACAAACAACCUGCCACUGGGGCUCCAUCAAGUAUGUACAACCAACCUCCUUCGGUACGCCCUGGAUCAGGUCAAGGUUUUGUUAAUCAUCUUUCUUCCCCAGCUCCUGCUGCUCCUCCUGCUUUAUCCUCUCGUAUUAUGGGGAAUGGUUCAAUGAAUCUUUCCACUCCCCUUGCUUUCUCUCAUGCUAAUAGUGGGCAUUUGAUGCAACAACAACAACAACCCCAACCCCAACAUAUAUAUGAGAAUCAACCCCAACCUCAACGUUAUCAAACUCAACAACCUCAACUGAUUAGCUUACAGCAACUGCACCAUCAACCCCAUCCACUGCAACAACAACAUCACCAACAACAUCAUCAACAACCUCAUCAAAAUAUUAUGAUACAACAACACCAAAAGGACUCAAGUGAAAGUAUACAGGACGGUCAAGCCUCCGAUACUAAGAAGAGAAGAGGCCGUCCAAAAAAAUUCAUUCUUGAUCCUUCAACUAAUGAAUAUAUCGAUUCUACUCACCCAAAUUUUAAAGCUCUUAAUAGAGUAUUUAAAAAAUCAACUAAACGUAAAAACCGUACUUCUAAUCCUCAAGUUUCGGUUGCUAACUCAUUACCAAAUGCUCAGCCUGAUUAUGAAAGUGAAGAAGCUCAACAUGCUAGAAAAAUGGCUAGAUUACAAGAUAAACCUCCCUAUUUACGUUCUUUAGAGGAUGAAACGGUUAAAAAUUUAAUUAAAAAGAAAGAUAGAAGAGGUAGACCAAGAAAAUUCCCAGUAGAACAAACUGGUAUCACUAUCAAAGGUAUUAGAGUUAAUGGUACUCCUGGUGCCGUGGCUGUCAAGUCAUCUGAAGAUCUCGAUGACCCAACUAGAUUGGUGAAAACUAGAAACGACCUUGAUGAUGGAACUAAUGAUAUCAAUGCUACCAUCCAAAGUGUUAUUCCAUCUCAUUUACAACACGGUCUGUAAAUGUUCUGAGUUGAACUUCCUUUUUACUCCUUUUUUUUUUUUUUU
Hyphopichia burtonii NRRL Y-1933 is the source of this 1288-nucleotide messenger RNA. RefSeq lists its product as uncharacterized. Bases 233 to 1243 code for a protein of 336 amino acids. The record is from RefSeq and is a predicted model, not a curated record. The transcript has a single exon. NCBI's taxonomy places the organism in Eukaryota, Fungi, Ascomycota, Pichiomycetes, Serinales, Debaryomycetaceae.